UGUAGCGACAGUAUUACAAGUAUCGUCAUACUUCAGACAAGGAGUAGACGCGUUUAAUACAAAACCCGGAUCGAGUAGUGACAAGGCUCUCUUUUAUUCUGAAAAAAAUAAAAUAAAAAAUUCAACGUCUCUGGCAGUGUCACCUCGACUUCCGGUCUCGUGUCACGUGUGCGCGCAGCACUUCCUCCUGUACUGAGUCCCGCUCCUGUGUUUACAUGCAGCCUGCAGAAUGGAAAGACCUGCAUGAAGGUUUGCAGGGUCAUGUGAUGGCCGCUCUGUAACCCGCUGAUGAAGAUUAAACACUGACAGGACUGUGAUCUACGCUGUGGUCAGAUCUCUGCCGAGCUGGAGUCAUGCAGCACCCAAGCUUUGAACCCAGACACCCGCUGCAGAUAGAAGAGCAGGAAACCGGUUAUGACCCUCUGCACAACUAUAAUCAAAACAUCCCCCGAGACGUUCCAAACAGUGUUGCUGAGUCGACCUUUCAGUCCUACAGAAAAGAGUGGGAUGACUUGUUCCAGAACAGUAAUUAUCUGGCCCGGAUCAGGCAGGCAGGCAUUAACGGUCAGUUAAGGAGCAGCCGGUUUCGCAGUAUAUGCUGGAAGCUCUACUUAGAUAUCCUGCCUGAGGAUAAGAGCCAGUGGAUCAAAAAGACCAAGGAGCAUCGACAUGAAUAUGAGCAGAUCAAAGAGAGGCACAUCACAAACCCACGCAAAGCUGCAGGCCAGCAGGACCUGGUGGUCAACAACCCGCUGUCUCAGGAUGAGGGGAGUCUGUGGAACAAGUUCUUCCAGGAUAAAGAGUUGAGGGGAAUGAUCAAGCAGGACGUGCUGAGAACGUUUCCAGAGAUGCGGUAUUUCCAGGAGGAGGGUGUACGGACUAAACUGACCGAUAUUCUCUUCUGCUAUGCUCGAGAAAAUGAGCAGUUACUCUAUAAGCAGGGUAUGCAUGAGUUGUUGGCUCCGAUAGUAUUUGUUUUACACUCUGAUCAUCAGGCAUUUCAACAUGCCAGUGAGACCGGCACUCCCAGCGAGGAGAUGAAAGCGUUGCUGGAUCCAACGUUUCAUGAGCAUGACGCAUAUGCCAUGUUCUCACAGCUCAUGGAAACAGCAGAGCCCUGGUUCUCCAGUUUUGAGCGGGAGGUGCGCAAGGGAAAAGAAGAGAUGCUGACCAGCAUUCCCUUUGCCAGACCCCAGGACAGCGGUCCGUCUGUGGCCAUUGUGACCAAAGUAAACCGAAUUCAAGACCAGCUGGUAAAAAAGCAUGAUAUUGAACUGUACAUGCACCUGAACCGCCUGGAGAUCGCACCUCAGAUAUACGGCAUUCGCUGGGUCCGGCUGUUAUUUGGCAGGGAGUUUCCUCUGCAGGACCUGCUGGUGGUGUGGGAUGCACUGCUGGCGGACAGCAUCACUCUGGAUCUGGUGGAUUAUGUGUUUGUAGCCAUGCUGCUUUACAUCAGAGACGCAUUGAUUGCCAGUAGCUUUCAGACGUGUCUCGGCCUCCUGAUGCAUUACCCACCUGUAGGAGAUAUUCACGCUCUUCUGCACAAAGCCCUGUUCCUGAGAGACCCAAAGAAUAAUCCAAGGCCGGUCAACUAUCAGUUCCAGCAGAACCUUGAGUACUACAAAAACCACGGCACUGACUUGGUGGACAGGUCACGCUCUGUCAGCACCAAAGUGGCUCCUCUCAACAUCAAUAAGGUCUCCAGCUCUCUGCUUAGCUUUGGUAGGAAGCUCAUUGCCCCCAUAGGUGGUGGCGCCAGUGGUGUCUCACCACUCAACAGCGAAGUGUUGUCUUCUCCAUCUCCACAGCCACCUCAGGCUUCAGCUGAGCAGCCGUCCAACACCGUGUCCUCUCGCACGCAAAUCCAUGUGGCACAACAGCGGCUGCUGAAAUCUGAGAGCAUGCCUGUACAUCUUAGUAAAGAUGUAGGAUCUCCUGGAGUAUCUCAGAUCUCUCUUCCCACCCAGAUCCUAUCUGACAUGCCAGGUCAGACCUCCAGGACGGUUAGCUCCUCACCAAGCGUUGAGAGUCUGUCAGGUGGAAGGGACCAGGCCAUGUCAUCCCCUCCUCUUCCUGCCUCCAAAGGGCGGGAGUCGAGCACAUCAUCACCACCUCUCUCAGCCACGAAGAAAGAUUUGUUCUUCAACAUCAGUCGUUCACGUUCUCACAGCAAAUCCAUAGGCAAAAAGGACCUGGAAGAGUUGGAGGCCCAAGUGUCCUUACUUCAGGGGCAGAUCAAUGAUCUGGAGGCCAUGAGCAAAUACUGUGCCAAGAUGAUGAAUGUGCACAUUGGCAAGAUUCAGGAUGUGAUUCUGCAGGAGCAUCUGCAAAAAGAGGAUGAGGUGCUGGUAUCACUUGCUGGACUUAAGCAGAUUAAGGACAUCUUAAAAGGAGCACUGCGCUUUAAUCAAAGUCAGCUGGAGGCUGAGGAGAAUGAGGAGAUCACAAUAGCAGAUGAUCACUACUGCUCUACAGGCCAGGAUGGAUCCACAACUAUGGCCAACACGGAUACGGAAAUUGUUCAACCAAGCCCUCAACUGGACACCAGACACCUUUCUGAGCAAGAGAAAGAAAUGAAGACGACUAUGCCAAGUGAGGGGGCACAUACCACAGAACCACAGACUGCUGAGACGAGGAACUGGGAUGACUACAUUCUGAUCUCACAGGAUGGGGACCUUCAGCCAGCGGAGGGUGAGAUUGCUCUGCCCUUCAAGCAGGCGCGAGUUUUCGGCACGCCAGACUUUCAGGACCCUCUCAUGGGAACCACCUCUGGAUCAUCCAGCCCAGAAGAGGGCAGCACUAACAGCAAGGACUCUGAUUUUACCAUCGUUAACCCGGCUGACCUCUGAAACUUAAAAUCAUCUGAUCUUUAAUCUUUGAAUCGCUCUAAAACGGUUAAGAUAUCCUGCUGGACUUGUUGCACUUGUAAACUUAGGGCUGAUUCUCACUCCUUUUAAUCCCAUCUCCUAUCUGUCUUAACCUGGGCCUGUAUUCUAAAUAUCUCUCUAUACACCUGUAUCCUGUCACCCUUUGGUUUGCACAUCGGCUUUAGCCUACCUAUUUAAACACGGUUUAUUUGACGAAUCCUUAUACCACUGCGUAAACACGAAUAUAACUCCUUCCCUCACAUGUAGCCUGACUCCUAAUAUCACCUCGCUCUUUAUCAGUACUCUUGCUCUAUCUCUAUAUGUUCGAAUAAUGACUGUGAUGAUGUUGAUGAAGAAGAAGAGAGCAGUGGCGUACAUACAUACACCUUGUGUCUUAAGUAAGCCAGAAAGGGGAAACGUAAUGGACGUGGACUAAAUCAGUAACCUGUGCUUUCUCUUUAACAUUGAUUGUUUAUUAUCCAGUGCCUCAAUACAUGUCUGUUUAUAUCGUCCAUCCUGUUCUUCUGUUCCAAUGUGUUUUUCUAAAUAAUUUUAACAAAUAGAUUGCAAUGUAAGAUUUUGCUAAAUUAUGUUUUCCAUCCUUUUUUUUUUUUUUUUUUUUUUAAAUCCUUGAUAUGUGAACUGUACCUUUUUGGUUUCUUUUGUUUAAGUUCUUUCAGCCCUCAAGGUAUAGCGUUGCACGUAUGGGAUGCUGGAAUGAUAUUAACUCCAGAAGAAUAAAAGGCUCUUGCCGUAACCCUGAGUACUUCGGA
Molecule: messenger RNA, 3643 nt
Organism: Hemibagrus wyckioides
Lineage: Eukaryota; Metazoa; Chordata; Actinopteri; Siluriformes; Bagridae
Gene: tbc1d5
Product: TBC1 domain family, member 5
Exons: 24
Coding region: 354-2852 (832 amino acids)
Biological process (GO): activation of GTPase activity
Molecular function (GO): GTPase activator activity
Source: RefSeq, a predicted model, not a curated record